Molecule: messenger RNA, 796 nt
Organism: Suillus bovinus
Lineage: Eukaryota; Fungi; Basidiomycota; Agaricomycetes; Boletales; Suillaceae
Product: nascent polypeptide-associated complex subunit beta
Exons: 3
Coding region: 137-658 (173 amino acids)
Cellular component (GO): nascent polypeptide-associated complex; cytosol
Source: RefSeq, a predicted model, not a curated record
GUACCCAAAUACGUAUGGGGUUACAAAUUCAGGACCGCUAGUGUUUGUGUACGCAUAUUUGUGCGUAAACCUUAGUCUCCAACUUUUCACCGUCGCAUCACACCAAGGGUAUCGUGAACCCUCGCCGCAAAACAAUAUGGAUCCCACAAAAUUGGCGAAACUCCAGGCGCAGGCUGCAGCCAACAGGAUUGGUGGUAAAGGAACCAUACGUCGGAAGAUCGUCCGGAAGGCUAAGCCCUCUGCUGCACAGGAUGACAAAAAACUCCAAGGUGCCCUCAAGAAACUGAAUGUGCAACCUAUUCCUGGUGUAGAGGAGGUUAAUAUGUUCAGGGAAGAUGGAAACGUGCUGCAUUUCACUGCCCCAAAAGUACAUGCCGCGGUCUCCGCCAACACGUUUGCGAUCUAUGGAACUGGUCACGUCAAGGAGUUGACUGAGCUCGUGCCUGGAAUCUUGAAUCAACUUGGCCCUGAUUCAUUGGCAUCGCUCCGUAAACUUGCGGAAUCAUACCAAGCCAUCCAGCAAGGGCAACAGAGGCCACCUACCGGUGCCGCUGAGGAUGAUGAUGACGAAGUUCCUGAUCUCGUUGAGAACUUUGAUGUUGAGGGCGAGCAGGCCGCAGCCGAAGAGAAGAAAGACACCCUCGAAGAUGUGAACUGAGUGCGCAGCCUUCUUGGUGCGCGUAGUUUGGAGGGGAGUGUUUGUCAUAUCGGUAUUGAGAGUUAAUUUGAUGGGUGGUGGGAAGAGUUGGGAUAAAAUGACGGACGAAUAUCCGGGUGACAGCCAGCUCAUUUGCUU